GCCCGUUGAAAAGCGUGAGGUGGGGAGAAAGCACGUCAAAGCUCUCUAGACUGUUUGUAUGGUCACAGUCUUUGCUGGUACGUUUAGCUGAACUUAAUUUAGGGGAGCGGGAGAAACUAAUUACAUUUUAACCGACUCGAGCAUAGUAAGCAGAUCGGGCAGUAGAUCUCCCAUCCUCUUUCUCUUCAGCAGGCUGAUAAGGAGACGCAGAUGGACAACAGGAACACAUCUGAUGACAAGCCCGUUCAGCGCUCCAAGUCUUUUAGUUUUAAGACACAGAAGGAGACGUGUGCAUCAUGUGAAAAGACUGUGUAUCCGAUGGAGAGACUUGUGGCCAACAACCUCAUCUUCCACACCACAUGCUUCUGCUGCAAGCACUGCAACACCAAACUCAGUCUGGGAUCCUAUGCAGCACUGCAGGGGGAGUUCUACUGCAAACCACACUUCCAGCAGCUCUUUAAGAGUAAAGGAAACUACGAUGAGGGAUUCGGUCGCAAGCAGCACAAGGAGCUUUGGGCCUCCAAGGAUGAAGAGAGCAUCACCAAGACAUCAUAAUAUUUAGCAAUUUGUUUUCCACAGCUUGCCUUUCCCUGGCCAAUGAUGACCCUUUAUAUACUCUGCCCAGCCACCACUCACACAUAUGCACACAACACAAUCACAAAUACACCGCCUUUUAUAGCGUUGAUAACCUUUCUUUAAGAUUUUGUUUUAUUUUUUAUGUUUGCUUUUUUUAGCUUUAGCAUAUAUAAUUGUAUGUUCAUCAUAUUUUUAUGUUUCUUAUUUGAUAUCUAGUGUUGUGGAGUUCAUCCACAGUAAAAUGUUAGUUGAUUGUGACAAAUCUUUGAAUCCCUCAUAAGUGGGAUAAUUCUCUCAUUAGUAUCAUUAUGAUCCUGUUUGGCUGUAAUAGUAUUGGUUUGUUUGUUGUAUUUCUGUUGUAAGAGUGGUUUUGAGAUUAAAUGCUUGCAUGAAUAUAAAGUUUUAGAUUAUACACUCAGGUAAGGAUUCUGGGGUAUAGCCGAUUAAUUUUGAUGCAAACUUUUAUGUCCAUAGUUGACUUAAGUGUUUGUUUUUACGACUGAUAUUUUCCCCUCGCUUGUGUUGAAGCAAUCGGUACUGUCUUCAGAGUACAUGACUUACUAUUGUUCCUUUCAGUGGGAAGACUGUCUUUUAUUUUGUUUUGUUUUGCUUUGUUGGUGCAGGUGUGCUUUUAAUCUGUGAAUCUACAGGGUACACUGUAUUUUAAAUAACUCACUUGAGUAUAAUUCAGCCCAUCCAUUUGUUCUUUCCUGCUCUUUCAACAGAUUAACUUCUUUUGACUAAAGAUGAUGAAACAUUUUACAGAUCCUGUAAGCAAACAUGAGUUUCCUUUUCAAAUAUAACAUGUAUCUGAGGCAUUUGAAUGUUCAUGCCCAUUGCUGAAGAUUGACCACUUUGAGUUAUUCUUAUUCUAAAUUAACAUCUACACUUGACUGAAUACUGAAACAUGCUAAACUUUAUCUCCCCCUUUUUCUGACGCCCUCUAGUGUUUAGAAUUUAUAUAAAGUCACGUUGUUCUCUCAGUUACAGUAUCCUUUGCAUUGCUACAGUAUGCCAUCAGUAAUAUCUUUGCCCAUCAUAUCAGGUUUCAGUUUGAUACUCUUUCUGCAUCUCUGUUUUCCUCUUUUAGUCAUAUUUUUUGUUAGUGCUUUUCAGCAGCCUGCCCAUCAAAAAAUCAUCAAGGUUCAUUUAAAAGGCAUUUGAACAGAAGUACCACUAGGCAGAGUGAAUGUACUGUGAUACACUGUACUGUACUUAUGCCUUCUUGCAUGAGACCACACUUGUACAAGAACUGAAUUUACUCACAGGGAACUUGGUCUCAGAGGAAAUGACAUUUAUGAUACACACACUUCCUGUCAUCACAUAGUUUGGGCUAUUUCCUGUGGGCUUCUCUUUGACAAGGUUCAUUGGGAUUUUGCAAGGACAUACUUAAUAGUGUGGCUCCUAAGCACUGCUCAGGAAUAUGGAUGGGUCUCAAUGAUCCAGCUAUGUAACCCUCAGUGUUCAUUGUUAAAUAGCAGAUCAUAAUUUCAUACUCCUCAAUAGACAAAUAGUCAGUGGUUGGGGUUUUAUCAUGCUUCUCUAUGAAAGCUAGUAAGCAGAAAGGGGGAUGUGGUAGAUCUACAUUUAAAUUAACACUUCCAUCAUGGGUUUAAUAUGCACAUUUACAUGUCUGUGUGGAACUGUGAUUUUGCAUCUUGUGAUUUGUCACUGUGGCCAUUUUAUAAGCUGUGAGCUCUCCAGUGGUCAUGUAUUUGUGUAACAGCAUUAUUGACAUCUUCAUGUAGUUUCUAGAAAUGAAUGAAAUGCCUCCGUGUUUUAAUCCUAUUGCUUUUGUGUUUUGUAGUGCAACAAAUGGUUAAGCCAGGUGUUUACUUAUGUUUGUAUAUGUCAAAUGCCAUGCAGUGGUCUGUAGAUGAUUAGUUUAAGUGGCUUGUGUUAAAAUGGCCUUUUAGUCUGUACGUUUGAGGAGAUGCUAUAUUUAGACUUGCUGAGAAUCAUCCAAAUGUUUUCAAACAACUUGAAUGCCACAAAAGUACGUUUGUGUAUAUAUUUAAAGGAAUUAUCAAAAACUCUUAACAAGAACAGGAAUAAUAGUUGCAUAUUAAACCUUAGGGCGUUUUCAGACCUGUAGACCGUUUGCUUUGUGCCUAAACGGGGAAUACAUUGUUACAAUGUUGCAUUUUCUUCCUGUUUCGGUUCGCUUUCACAAGGUUACAUUUCAAAAUGGACCAAAACUGUCAAUAAAAGUCACAUGUGAGCAAGCUGUCCUCUUAUUGGUCACUAUGUCUGCUCGUUGUUCCAGGGUUAAGCUCAUAAAUGUGGCAACCAUAACACAUUUUAGAGAAUUUUCGAUCGUUGCCAGUUAGCGAUUGUGCUCUAAAUACAAAUUAUCCAUCAUUCAGUUGUAAAGUUUCCAUCAUGGUUAUUUUUAUCCGUUAUUAUUUGCUUUUGCAUUAUUUCUCAAUUGAAACGUGCCUGUUCUCACAGGCCUCUCCCUCUCUCGCACGUUUAGAGUAAAGCCGCGUAAAAUGUUUUUCAUUUGUCAAAAAGUUGCUAACGCCACCCUCUCCGUGUUCUGCCGCUAUCCAAAAGAGAAAAACGAUCGGAGCCUCGUUCAGGUGGUCUCGGCCCGAUUGUUUAAGUGCGAAUGCAGUGUUCAUAUAUGCCUAAACGAACCGAAUAAAGGGAGAAAAUGCACCAUGUUCUGAAACAAAUGCUCCAAACGAGCAGGUGUGAAAACGCCAUUAGAGUUUUCGUUUAGUUUUUGUUUUAAAUCCUUCAUAAGAACACAUUUUUUUAAAUCACAAAAUCUGCAACUCUUCAAAAUUUCUUAAAUAACUCCUCACUCUCAGUACUUUCAAGCAGUUACACCUGUAAAUGAUUUGGUCUUGUUUACAAUGCUUUCUUUUUUGUUCCAUAUGUGCUUUUAUUUGAGGAACAACAUUUUCCUCAGACAUAAAUCACUGUGUUUACACCAGGUUUUAGAGGUUUGCUCAGUGCGCCAAGGUACAAAUUACAAUAUCCUGCUAACGCUUGCUUUCUUUUACAAAAUUCAGAACAAAUGAGAAAUUAUGCUUGUCUUUACUCUGUACUGAGGGAUUUGUAGUUACUGAAACAAAGUGUGUGUCUUUAUAAGUGUAUUGAUAUCUAAGGUGGCAAAAGAUUAUUUUUAAAUGCAGUGGACAUUGUCCACAUGGGUUGAGUGGGCAGAGAUAAAUAAAAUAAAAAUGUACUCUAUAUGUAAAACUUAAUCAGCAGUACAAGGUGGCCUUAAAGGAGAAAGAGGGCCUUGGCUCUUAACUAGUCUCUUAUCCCCUUAUCAGGUUUAUUUUUGUCUUUGUAAAUUUUUUUUUUUUUGCCAUUUAGUUCAAAUGCUACAAGAAUUUAUAAUAAAAUGCUAUGUGUUUUUCUUUCAUUUACAUACACUCUUAUCUCUUCCUUUUCUCCACUUUUUUAUUUGUCAUUUUUUUGUACACGUUUUUGGAGAAAAAGAAUAAAUGGUAUGCUGGUGUUGAUCUUCCUUUUUGAGUGCUUUCUUUAGCUGGUACUUGAGUGUGCACUGUAAAAACCAAAAGAUACUCAAUGCAACAUUUGGGGUUCCUCACAUGCACUAAAAAUUGUUUUGUGGUGAAGUAAAUUAGUAGAAAAGAUAAAGCAUGAACUUAAAAA
Messenger RNA from Xyrauchen texanus (razorback sucker), 4209 nucleotides. RefSeq names its product LIM domain-containing protein 2-like. The record is from RefSeq and is a predicted model, not a curated record. Gene Ontology annotation, molecular function: actin filament binding. Bases 211 to 555 code for a protein of 114 amino acids. The transcript has 4 exons. NCBI's taxonomy places the organism in Eukaryota, Metazoa, Chordata, Actinopteri, Cypriniformes, Catostomidae. Gene Ontology annotation, biological process: actin filament bundle assembly. Gene Ontology annotation, cellular component: plasma membrane; actin cytoskeleton.